Messenger RNA from Conger conger (European conger), 3768 nucleotides. Its product is annotated as protein FAM117A-like. Bases 429 to 1544 code for a protein of 371 amino acids. The transcript is spliced from 8 exons. Lineage: Eukaryota; Metazoa; Chordata; Actinopteri; Anguilliformes; Congridae. The record is from RefSeq and is a predicted model, not a curated record.
GUGGCAAGUUGGAUCCGUGACGACGAAGCAGUGGAGAAGUUACACAAUAUAACCAAAAAACGUUAAUAAAUCAAGUUGUUUUUCCUGUAGUCUGGUUGUGAAAUUUAGAAUGUAUCGUGGCUAGUUGUUUCUGCGAUCUCAAUCCGAUACCUAGUUCGGGGAAAUAUCAGGGAAAAGUCCAUAUCAUCACAAAAGAAAUUAGCAGGCUUGCUAGUCGAGCUAGCCAACAGCAGCGUUUGCUUGUUAACAGUUGAGUUAGAUCGCGAUAAAACUAGAACAUACGUUUCCGACAAGGCGAAACUACUUACGGAGUUCUUUAAGUGACAUCGAACGCAUUCAAUCAAAGUUAACAGUUUAUUCAAAAAUUGAGGUAGUUUAGUUAUUUGAAGUUGAGAAGUGUGGUCGGUUUGCAGAGGCUUCCACUAAGGAUGUCUUGUAGAAGUGGAGUUGGCAGGGGGGGCACCUCGGGUGUUCAACCCCUCAAAGCCACAGUCCCCUUCCAGCUACACAACAAAGCCCAGCCGCGACUGAGGGAUGCCAAGACUGCCGAGAAGACCAAGUCACGUCCUCCGAAGCCGAGCAUUCGCCGAACCCUCUCCCUGGACAACAUGGUGGGACCCUACCUGCAGGGCCAGUGGCCCAAAGAGCCCCACCAGGCCUCCUGCGUCAAUGACAAAGCCACUCAGACGCCCAGCACCUGGCUGGACGAGUCGCGGGGCAGGAGGGCGGGCGUCGGCCACAAGCGCUCAGCCUCCUGGGGCAGCGCCGAACACCUGAAGGACAUCGCCAAACUCAAACACCACCUGCAGAAGCGCUCCAAGCACGGGCUCCCGGGUGGCCAGGAGCAGGAGCCUCAGCUCCAACAGCACCCCCUGCCUGCAGGGCACGCCCUAGGAGCCACACAGACGAUGCCCCUCACCCCCCUGUGUCGAGUGACCUCCCGCCUGCGUCACAGUGUGGAGGGUCUGAACCUGGAGCUGGAGAGGGUCUUUGUGCACGAGAGCCCUGUGGAGAGGCAGCAGAUCCUGGACGUCCCGGAUGGCCACAGGGCCCCCGUGCCCAGCGCCCGGAGGUGCAGCAGCGACCUCUCGCCCGCGCUCCUCUCCCCUCCCCCGUCCCCCAGCUCCGCGGGAGAGGCCGCGGACCCGGCGGACUGCGCCGCCCUGGGCUCGUCCCCCUCGCCCCCCCCGGGCAGCGCCGGCCCGUCCCCCUGCUCCCCGCGCCCCCGCAAGACCUGCAGCUUCCAGAGGGAGCCGCCCGAGGGCUGCGAGAGAGUGCGCGUGUGUGAGGAAGCGCUCUCUCCCUGCGAGGGCCAGUCCGCCCCCCGGCCCUCCUGCCCCGACCCCAACAAGGUCAACUUCACCCCCCACGGCGGCUCCGCCUUCUGCCCCGUCAGCCUGCUCAAGCCCCUCCUCCCCUCCAUGGACAUCCUGUUCCGCAGCCUAUCGGUGUCCCCCGUCACCGCCCGCCCCGGGCAGGGUGGGGCUCCCACGGUGGGCGGGUACCUGGGGCCCCUCCCGGACUCAGCCACCACCGCCAUGUGAUUGGGAGCGGAGCGGAGGGGGUGGAGACUGAAACAGGAUUGCCCCACGAAGAGGAAGACCCCAAAUCGAUCCAAAAAAAUAUAUGAAAAGAAAGGAAAGGGUGCUUCUCGCACUGAACUGCGUCAGUCUUUCUCUGCAGUGUCUGUAUGAAGACCUGCUCCCUCAGGAGCCCCCUGCUGGACUACAGGAGCACUGACCGAUAUGUUUAUCGGAUAUCUCGCACGAGGACUACUGAAGGCCCUAUUGCAUCACAAGUGAUGUCACAACUGGUUAGACAUGAGGACAGAAGGACCUAUCACAUUGCAGCUGUGCCUGUGACAUGAAGCCUGAAGGACCUAUCCCCUCGCAGGCCCGUCUGGCACAUGACGACGAAACGACCUAUCGCAUCUCAGGCAUGCCUGUGCCUCAAACUGCUUGGUGCACAAAGCCUGGCAUCACAUCUGUCAAUGAGAAAUGAAUCUGUUGGCCUGAAAAGAGAAAUGAAUACAAAAAAUGUUCACAUUGUCUCCUGUUAUGGACUACAAUAGUUUGGUUCCAUUUUGCCAGUUAGAAAAGAGGGGUGGCAAGCAUUCUUAAUGGUGUUCCAGUGCCUGAAGUACAAGCCAACUAAGAACCUCAGGGCCAGACCGCCGCUCUUCCGAACAUGGCCACCUGUCUAUCACUGUGAACUUUUGGAGGUGAAAGCGCAGUCACAACAUGCAGCCAAUUUGAAAGAUUCAACCUUGCUACGAAUUUAGUAUGAAUUUCGAAGAGGAUGUUAUGUGGAUUGCCCUCAAGGUUUCCCGUGCGUAGUACUUUGAUCCGUUUUUGGUUUGCUUUGCUAUAUUGAAGCAGAACUGACCUGCUGUCAUUCCGGGUAUUGACGCAAGCAAGGCUAAGAUGAAAGCAUUAGCCUUGAGCAGUUGAUUCACAGCGCCACACACACCCCACACUCAAACAGCUCUACAAAGCUCUUUAGCCUCCUGUGCCUCACAUCUAUUAGUACCGAUCUUUGACACGUACUGAGACAAUAAAUGGCCGAUGUUCCACUGUGUUAAACAAAAUUCAGAUGUAACAAUCUGAGAUUAAAUUUGCCUUUUGAAACAAACCAAAAAUACCACAUGCCAAUGCUGGAUGGUUUUAAUAUUUAAAUAUUAAUAUUUAUUUGCAGUUUCAGCUUAAAGGGUAUUCAUUUUUUAACCGAAGUCAAACCUAGGAUGGGGAAGUCCAUUAUGAAUAAAGGCAGGAUUGUAACUUUUAAGACUUUCAUUUUUAUCUUAAACAAAAUUGCAGUUACAGCAAUGUACUGCAAUGUACAACGUGGAGUGCACUGCUAUAAAGCAUUAUACUUUAUGAACAACUUGGGAGUUCUUCUUUUUUGAGGUAUGGGGGCAUGUCCUGCUUCGAUUCAGUUUGACAGUAUUUCAUUAUUUUACGAAUGCCUCCCCACUGGUAAACAACUAGAUAUUUAAAUAUUUCCUAUGGUUUUGUUUCCGUUUGGUUCAGUUCUGCUAGCGCUUCGGUUUGGUCUACAAAGUUGUGCCAAAAUGCUGAGAUGUGAAACUGGUAGUCCCUAACAGCGAAAGUGGCAACCCUAUAUUAAAACUAAAGCAAGGCUUCGUAAAGACCUUUAAACUAAGAUUAUUUUUCAUUAAUUUGUAUUGUAUUUAUGAGCUUCAACAUUUAGACUACAGCAGAAUAGACAUGCACAUUUUCCUGUGGUAAUGUUCCUCAUGCUCUGCUUCCAAUGGACAAUGAUAAUCAUUUUGUUUAUAGUUUGUACAGUGUUCUAUUUUUCCACUCUGGCACAUUUCUCUAGAGGACUAUUUUGAAAUUAGUUUUUAGCCAGAUUUUCUUUUUCAAAGAUGCAAGUGUUAAAGCCUCACUUCAUUUCAGACCGUUUUGUCAUGCAUUUCACUUUAAUACUUUAUUAAGCGAAGUAGAUUGGCUGUAUGUUACUUGUGUCUGUUCAAAUAUAUGCUUAAACGUAUUACAAUAGUGCUGUCAUUUUUCCACUUUUGGCAUCUUACUGACAUUUUGUUAUGCAUUUUGACCAAAAGAUGUAUAUGAACAAUGCACUAAAUGUUUCUCACUGAGUAUGGAGAGUGAGUCUUCCUGUAUAUAUGCCGCGUUGAUUUGCAUAUGUGAACAACAUUACAGGGGAAGAAAAUAAAUGUUGGCGCACUGAAGUUGCUUGAAUAUGGUACAGGUCACUGUUAAAAAGGAAAUAAAACUUGAAACCAUA